Molecule: messenger RNA, 1977 nt
Organism: Alternaria novae-zelandiae
Lineage: Eukaryota; Fungi; Ascomycota; Dothideomycetes; Pleosporales; Pleosporaceae
Exons: 1
Coding region: 1-1977 (658 amino acids)
Source: RefSeq, a predicted model, not a curated record
AUGGGGCCCUACCUCUACAGGCCACUAGAGCACCCCAGUGAUAUAAGGCUUCUUCGUCUUCACGCAGCUCCAGCUGCUGCAGCUGCGCAAUUCGAAGCCCCAAUUCAGAUCGACAUAGAGCACCACGUAUGGCUGUCACCAGCUGCCAAAUUAAGGUUCGACCUUGACGCUGCUUAUCACGAGGCCCGAGGCGAAUUAGCAACUGCACGCGACGAGUUAGAAGCCUGCAAAUCGUUUCAGCAAUUUGCAAAUCGCGAUCUCGGGCAGUCGCGUACGGAUACACAUCAUGCGCAACGCCAGACCCACGCCUAUGAGGUUGCGAAGGCGAAAUUCGAUGAGCAAUCUGCAAGUUACCGGGCGCGACGCAGAGAAGAUGCGUCAGAAGCCACUAGACCACCCCUUUCGAAACCGAAGUACGUGGCGGUAUCAUACGCUUGGGGUACUGACAUGUCGACCGAGACAAUAUCCAUCAUUGGAGAGGAUGGAGACGUCCAGUCACUUCGAGUGCGCCAAAAUGUGGCUGAAAUGCUGCGGUAUCUGCGAAUAUCAUCAAGCGAUCGACUAUUGUGGAUUGAUUCACUGUCGAUCAAUCAAGCCGAUUUGGAAGAGAAAGAGAGCCAAGUCAAACAGAUGGGAGCCAUAUAUGCGGAUGCUAGCCGUGUUGUGAUCUGGCUGGGGCCACUGCAAAACAGCGGGCACUUGACGCACUCCUACACCGAGAAUCGCCGUAUUAAGUUCAGUUUCCACAAGGCCGGACUUGAGCCUUCUCUGGGUCUCCUCAAACUCCCCUGGUUCCAUCGUCGAUGGAUUAUCCAAGAAGCUGGACUCGCAUCAGAAGCGAUAUUGAGGCAUGGCAUAAAAAAGAUCGAAUUCCAAGAAUUCGUGCGUCGCAUUGAACGCCUACAGCGGUCAGCCGAGGCUGCUUCAACUGCAUUCACCCCCGAGGACAGAGUAGUGGUCGACCGCCUCCGUGCCAUGGCAAAUCUACAAACAUCAAGUCGAGGACAAUUUCUUCCCAGGGGGCUGAUGAAUCUCCUGCUCAGCUUUCCUGCCGCAAAGUGCUCAGAUGAUCGCGAUAUACUUUACGCCCUGGCCAGUCUCAGUGUAACUUCGCUACCCAUCAGCUACCAUAUGACUGCCGAGGAACUCUACAUGGAUUUCGCCCGCUUGGAAGCUAUACAGCAUCCGUCGAUUCUGUUGAGUGUUGCCGGCGCUCAUCCCACAUCGUCGAAGUUCCUACCCUCCUGGACGCCUGACUGGCGUGCGCAGUCUAUCUACCAACCAAACACUAAUCGCAGUUUCGACAGUGCCUACAAAUCCAAGAUCCAAUGGAACCAAUUAAUCAUGCGCGACGGAAACACCUUGAACGUCAUGGCAAAGCAAAUGGACGAGGUUGCAAGAGUAAGCACGCCUCACACGUUGGGGGCUUGGGUGCGACUCUGCAGUACUCACAAUAGUGAAUCUUCGAUUGCCGAGAACAUUCCAGAGCUCGAUCUACUGAAGGCGCUCACACGUUCACGAGGCGAUCUUCAGAGACUGUCAUCUGACCAGCAUGCUACACUUGUUCGGUAUCUGGGUUCAAGUUCAAGUAGUGACGAGCGACCGCCGAAAUUUGUGGAAAGAUUCAUUACUGAGUCUAACAAAACCAUGAUUGGCAGAACAUGCUUCAUAACUGCAGGCGGCGCUAUUGGUAUGGGGCCAGAGGGGAUAAAAGCCGGUGAUGUUCUGCUUCGGAUUCCUGACAGUCCUAGCUUCACUGCCCUGCGUCCACAAUAUGAGAGCGCUUCAAUACCGCUUCAGCACGAAGUAGAGCUCGAUCCUGGCUUUGAUCAUGCGCCGCCUUUUAUCGAUCUUCCUUCUCGCUUCUGUCAUGAGUAUACCGUAGUGGGCGACUGUCACGUUCCUCGGCUCGUUCGCACUUGUCCUGACCGAUCUGCACUUGGUCUAGAGGACCUCACUCCCUUCAAAAUCGUUUGA